AUGAUUACAUCCACGAGAUCCAAUGCGCGUCUCGUAAGAUUCGGGUUGUUUGCGCUCAUCUUGAUCGCAUGUGGGUAUAUCCUUACCAGGGGAUCAUCCUUCCAACCACAACCACUCCCUUCACAAGGAGCGGCCAACCGUAAUCCUGCAGCAAACCAACAAGCUCCACCAGCACAACCAGCACAGCCUGCAGCUCCACCUGCUCAACAGCAAAAGAUCAAGGCUACCUUUGUCACUUUAGCCCGUAACUCCGAUUUGUACACUCUUUCUGAUUCUAUUAGAAUGAUUGAAGACAGAUUCAACAAGAAGUUCCAUUACGAUUGGGUUUUCUUGAAUGAUGACGAGUUUAGUGAAGAAUUUAAGGAAGCUACCACCGCUUUAGUUUCUGGUACUACCAAGUAUGGUUUAAUUCCUAAGGAACACUGGUCCUAUCCUGAAUGGAUUGACCAGGAAAAGGCUGCCCUUGUUAGAGAAGAUAUGAGAGAACGUAAGAUUAUUUAUGGUCAUUCCGAAUCAUACCGUCAUAUGUGUAGAUUUGAAAGUGGGUUCUUCUGGAGACAAGAUAUUUUGAAAGACUAUGAAUAUUAUUGGAGAGUUGAACCUGAUAUCAAGUUGUACUGUGACAUUGAUUAUGAUGUUUUCAAAUGGAUGAAACAAAAUAACAAGGACUAUGGUUUCACUAUAUCAUUACCUGAAUAUAAGGAAACCAUCCCAACUUUAUGGCAAACUGUCAAGGAGUUCACUGAAAAGAAUCCACAAUAUCUUGCCAAGAACAACAUGUUGGAAUGGCUCAGUAACGACGGUGGUAAUACUUAUAACGGAUGUCAUUUCUGGUCCAAUUUCGAGAUUGGUAACUUGAACUUCUUCAGAUCUGAAGCUUAUCAAAAGUAUUUUGAACAUUUGGAUAAAGCUGGUGGGUUUUUCUAUGAAAGAUGGGGUGAUGCGCCUGUUCAUUCUAUUGCUGCUGCCUUGUUCUUGCCAAAAGAAAAGAUUCACUUUUUCGAAGAUGUUGGAUACUAUCAUGUUCCAUUCCAUAACUGUCCUAUUGACAAGGAUAUUAGAUUUGAAAGAAACUGUAACUGUAAUCCAAAGGAAGAUUUCACUUGGAAGGCAUAUUCUUGUACUACCAAAUAUUAUAAGGUUAAUCAAUUCAAGAGACAAAAGGGUUGGGAGAAAUUCUCUGGUUGA
Molecule: messenger RNA, 1188 nt
Organism: Spathaspora passalidarum NRRL Y-27907
Lineage: Eukaryota; Fungi; Ascomycota; Pichiomycetes; Serinales; Debaryomycetaceae
Gene: MNT1
Product: alpha-1,2-mannosyltransferase KTR1
Exons: 2
Coding region: 1-1188 (395 amino acids)
Biological process (GO): protein N-linked glycosylation; protein O-linked glycosylation; cell wall mannoprotein biosynthetic process
Cellular component (GO): Golgi apparatus; membrane
Molecular function (GO): alpha-1,2-mannosyltransferase activity
Source: RefSeq, a predicted model, not a curated record